Protopolystoma xenopodis is the source of this 468-nucleotide messenger RNA. The record is from the annotation of a GenBank genome assembly. NCBI's taxonomy places the organism in Eukaryota, Metazoa, Platyhelminthes, Monogenea, Polystomatidea, Polystomatidae.
AUGGCUACGCGAUGCUUUACAAAAGAUUCUGGCACUCCUCCCAAACGCUCCAGUGCUCAAGUGCACAUAAGCAUCUCGGACGAGAAUGACCAUUCGCCGAUAUUUAUUUAUCCUCCUCCUCCGACAGGUUCGGUCGGCCUCUUGCGAGGAGCCCAGCCAGUUGGAGGCGCCGGGCUUGGUGCCAGCGGGGGUCUCGGGGAAUACGCCAUUGUCGACAGGGUGAAUGUGACCUGCAGUCAGCUUGGCAGUCAGAUCAUCGUGCGUGUGCUGGCCAACGACUCUGACAUCGGCCGGAAUGGCGAAGUUGUGUACAGUUUAGCACGCAGUAACCAGGAGACGGAGUCGGCCGAUUCGACCAGACUUGCAGCUGGUACCAAUUGGGCUGUCUCUGCCGACCCAGCGAAGAACAUCAGUGGUACGUUGGUAACUAGGACAGAUGUUUUGGCAGCCGACUACACUUUUGGAUAG